Molecule: messenger RNA, 252 nt
Organism: Prorocentrum cordatum
Lineage: Eukaryota; Dinophyceae; Prorocentrales; Prorocentraceae
Source: the annotation of a GenBank genome assembly
GCGCCCGCGGGCGCGCCCGCGGGCGCGGCGCCGCCGCGUGCGGUGCCGCCCGCGCGGGCGGCGACGUGCCCGGAGCGGCAGGAGCAGGAGAACGACGACAUACACUUCAUUCAGGUCCGCGCCCCGAGGCCGCAGGCGGUGCAGCGCCGCAGCGGCGUCGCCGAAGGCGCGGCGGACGCCGCCCUUGCAGCUGCCGCCCCUGCGCCUCCCGUCGAGGAGCCUGCAAGAGGGCCGCCGCCGUCCUUCGUGCAG